Molecule: messenger RNA, 1644 nt
Organism: Leptopilina boulardi
Lineage: Eukaryota; Metazoa; Arthropoda; Insecta; Hymenoptera; Figitidae
Product: facilitated trehalose transporter Tret1-like
Exons: 2
Coding region: 134-1576 (480 amino acids)
Biological process (GO): transmembrane transport
Cellular component (GO): membrane
Molecular function (GO): transmembrane transporter activity
Source: RefSeq, a predicted model, not a curated record
CAUAAUAUUGUAAACCGGAUUAUUUAUCAAUAGAUAAUAAUUAAAAAAAAAAUAAAUAAAUAAAAAUUCCAUCUUUUGAAUUUGUAUAAGCGAAACUUUUGAAAAGAUUAUUGUAUAGAAAAAAAAAGUAAGCAUGAGUUUAUUUAGUUUUUUUAAAUGUAAAAAUUUUUCUUUUAGAAAAUGUAAAGGUGUAAUUAAUGAUAAAAAUGAAAAUUAUCAAAAAAGAAAAGCGCACUUUAGACAAUUUAUAUCAAUUCUUGGAGGUUACAUUCUUAUGAUUGAUGUUGGAUCACAAAUUUCAUGGACAUCAUCGGCACUUCCAUAUUUAGUUAGUGAUAAUUCAGAAAUUCCCAUAACAUUUUAUCAAAGUGCAUGGUUAGCAUCAAUUGAUAGUAUAUGUACAAUUUUUGGAAUAAUUAUCUAUCCAUUGAUAAUGAAUAUUGUUGGGAGAAAAUAUACAAUUUUGAUAUUUGGUAUUAUUCAAUUAAUUGCAUGGAUUUCAAUAAAUUUUGCAAAUAAUUUCACUUAUCUUUGUAUAACGCGAAUGAUUGUUGGUAUUGGUAUUGGUGGUACUGUGAAUUUUUUUACAAUUUACAUUGGUGAAAUUGCUGAGAAAAAUAUUCGCGGUAUGUUUCUUUCAAUUGAUAAAAUAUGUUUGAAUUUUGGUGGUUUUAUAUUAAAUAUUGUGGGUACAUUUUUAUCAUAUAAAACAAUGAAUCUUGUUAUGAUUAUAAUACCAAUAAUUGGACUAUUGACAUUUCCAUUAAUGCAUGAGACACCAUAUUUUUAUUUAUUAAAAAAUCAAGAGGAUAAUGCAGUGAGAAUAUUAAUGAAAUUAAAUGGCAAAAAUUUUGAAAUUAAUGAGAAUAUUGAAAGAAUGAAAAAAACAAUUAACGAAUGUCGUGAAUCGCAAAAAAAUGUAUUACAUGAAUUAUUUACCGAUAAAGGAAGUCGUCGUGGAUUUAUUAUUAAAAUAAUUAUUGAUUUUAUAUAUGCAUUUUCGGGUUUUUUGGUUAUUCAAACAUAUGCGCAGGAUAUAUUUGUUCUUAGUGAAUCUUCAUUGAAACCAGCAUAUUCAGUGAUGUUAAUAAGUGGUGUACAAUCGUUAAUUGGUUUUUCCUCAUGUUAUUUAGUUGAUCAUUGGGGACGUAAACCAACAUUUUUAUUAUCUGGUAUAUUGUCAUCAAUUUGUUUAUUAUUGAUAGGUAUUUUCUUUUUUUUUAAAUAUUAUUUGAAAAUUGAUGUCACAUCAUUUUCAUUGACACCAUUAAUUUCAUUGAUUAUUUUUCAAAUUGUCAGCAAUAUUGGAUUAUCAACAUUACCAUAUAUUUAUUCGGGUGAACUUUUUUCGGUUAAAGUUAAAGGAUUGGCUAUAAUGAUAUCGUCAAUUUUUCUUGGACUCUGUAUAUUUAUGUCAAAAUUUAUGACACCAUUUUUAGGUAAAGCCGCUGGUAUUUAUUCAGUAUUUUGGUUAUUCUCAAGUGUUUGUUUCAUUGGACCGUUUAUUAUUAUUUUCAUUGUUCCCGAAACAAAGGGAAAAAAUCUUGAAGAAAUUUUAGAAAUAUUGCGCUCUUAAUUGCAAUCGUUUUUUUUAACUAAAAAAAAUUAAUUUCAUUUUUUAAGUUUUUUUUUUUUUUUAUCUAA